This is a messenger RNA of Postia placenta MAD-698-R-SB12, 1581 nucleotides long. RefSeq lists its product as hypothetical. Gene Ontology annotation, biological process: transmembrane transport. Gene Ontology annotation, molecular function: transmembrane transporter activity. NCBI's taxonomy places the organism in Eukaryota, Fungi, Basidiomycota, Agaricomycetes, Polyporales, Adustoporiaceae. Gene Ontology annotation, cellular component: membrane. The coding region runs from base 1 to 1581 and encodes 526 amino acids. The transcript has 13 exons. The record is from RefSeq and is a predicted model, not a curated record.
AUGGACGAGCUGAAUUCCAAUUGGGACCUCCAAGAAGAUGAUAACAUCAAGGAUAGCUAUGUCGCCGUGUCCACGUCGGAAAUUGACACUGCUGCACAACUUAUGGCAGAAGGUACCGUUGAGAUAGACCCGGUAAAAGUGGCCAGGGUGCGAAACAAAAUAGAUUGGCACAUCUUGCCCUUGAUGUGUACUCUAUAUUGGAUACAAUUCAUGGACAAGACAACGUUGGGUAGCGCAGCCAUCCUCGGUAUCAGGUAUGUCCAACUUGGUACUCUCUCACGAGCCGUAGUGCUUGGUACAAUCUUCUAUUUGAGCUAUCUUCUCUUCGAGUAUCCUCAGAACCUUGCACUCCAACGGUUCCCCGUCGGCAGGUGGAUGAGUAUCAACAUCUUCAUUUGGGGGAUUGCGCUGUGUGCACACGCAGCCUGCAACAAUUUUACCGGUCUGUUCCUCGUGCGCUCCAUCCUUGGCGCAUGCGAAGGCUCCAUAACCGCAGGCUUCAUGAUCGUCAGUUCAAUGUUUUACACGCGUAAUGAGCAGACGCUGCGUGUGGGCUACUGGUUCCUGAUGAACGGGACAGCACAGAUAAUAUCUGGGUUCAUCAGCUUUGGGACCCUACACAUCAAGACCGAGGGCUUUGAGCCCUGGCAAUGGUGUCUACCUCAUUGUAGGUUGAUGAGUAUUACAGGUGUUUUGACGCUGAUAACUGCGGUCGCAUUUUGGUCCGUGCUUCUCUUCCCUGACUCGCCCACAAAUGCGUGGUUCUUGACCAGAGAAGAACGUACAAUUGCUGUCAGACGCUUGAAGGAGAAUCAAACAGGCGUGGAAAACAAGCACUUCAAGAUCGAGCAGUUCAAUGAAGCCCUGCGCGAUCCUAAGACUUGGCUCUUUGCCCUCUUCUCUGCGCUCAACAACGUGCCCAAUAGCCUGACGAACCAGAACCAGAUUAUCGUCGCGUCAUUUGGCUUCACCUACCUCCAGACGACGCUCCUCGGCUGUGUCGACGGUAUCAUCGAAAUUGUCACGAUCUUUACGGGAGUGCACCUCGCCACGCGCCUGCGCGACGCGCGCGCGUACGUCGGCGCUCUGUACUUCAUUCCGAACCUGAUCGGUGUGCUCCUACUCAACGUAUUGCCGUGGAGCAACAGAAUAGGGCUUCUCUGUGCGAAUUGGCUCACUGGCGUGGGCACCACUGGAUUUGUCCUCUCGUUGUCGUGGCUGUCGAACGUCACCGCAGGGCACACCAAGCGUGUAACCGUCAACGCGAUCAUGCUCAUUGCAUACUGCAUCGGAAACGCAGCCGGCCCCUUUAUGUGGCAAGAGCGCUUCCGCCCACGGAACCGCGUCCCCUGGACGAUCAUUGGGCUUUGCUAUCUUACCUGCCCGAUCCUCAUGCUCGCAAUCCGACGCCGGCUCGCCGCUGAGAACGCACAGAGGGACAGAGAGCUGCCGGACGAAACAUACGACAGUGUGUACGUUAAAGUGGCAGGAACAGACGGGUCGCCCGUCAAGCGGAAAAUAGACAAGGAAUUUCUGGACAUGACCGACAUACAGAACCGUGAUUUCAGAUAUGUACUGUAA